Messenger RNA from Morchella importuna, 2073 nucleotides. RefSeq lists its product as uncharacterized. The record is from RefSeq and is a predicted model, not a curated record. The transcript is spliced from 5 exons. Bases 1 to 2073 code for a protein of 690 amino acids. Lineage: Eukaryota; Fungi; Ascomycota; Pezizomycetes; Pezizales; Morchellaceae.
AUGGACACCUCCAUGAGCCAGGGUGGAAUGUAUGCUCCCCUGCGUGCGAAUAUAGAGAACUGGCUUUCCGACGACGACAUUCCGUGGACUGGGGUAGUAGACGACCAUAUCAAUACCCCAGAGCCUCAACGUCCGCCUACGUCCACGAAUAGGAUCGAUGCGCCAGUAACGAACGGAAAGUCUCGCGCCGCCAAACGUAAAUUCGGACUGUGCGAGCGUGUCGACCGCAUCGCCAAUACGCUCGAUCCUAAUCUCAGCGACCAUCAUGAUUACCACUCAACCGAAACUGUUCAUGGUAUUCCAUCUAGCUCAGCAUAUAUCGCCAAGCCUACAUCGGAAGCUGGGGCCGCUGGGGGUUCAACGAAUGCUCCAGACCGCGACCGGCGUACACAACAAGGCUCUGGUGCAAAAAAACGCGGUAAGGUGAUCGCCACAAAUAAUCAAAAACGAACGAGAAAGAUACCACCUCAAGGUGCCGGUGAUGAUGAGGAGGACGAAGAGAAUGAUCAGGGUUGGAGGGACCCGAGGGGGUAUCCUUGUACUCAUUAUCUGGCCGUGGCCCAUAAAAACGACAGCGACUUUCAGCCGGGUGGGGAUUAUCAUGAAUGUAGUUUGCAAGGCUCAAACAGAGUAGGUCAACAUAUCUCGAGAAAACAUGUUGUAACGUGUGGCUGCGGGGUGAAGCAUAAGGAUACUCAACCAGCGAAGUUGGAGCACGACCAGACAUGUCCUAACGCUAACCCAGGCCCAGAUCAACCCCAACCCAAUGGGAAGACUGACAAACAGCCGCGCUGUCGGACUUGGGAUGACUACUUUAAAAUGGGCCUUGGCUCCGACCCGUCAAUGUAUCUAUACGCAGAUACCUAUGUCAGAUUUUGUAAAGCUAUGCCUGCGAUUACUAAGGCUUGGUCAAGCUUCGCGGAAAGGGAUGAGGGAGUUGCAGAGUUGAGGCAACGAUUUCUCGAGUCGCCCGAAUUCAAGCAAUUUAUCGCAGAAAACGAGGUUAUGAAGAAAUUCAGCCCUAAACAUCCUCUUUAUGAUCAUUGGGAUUUCGGGGAAAUUGUUUGGAGUAUUUCAUGGUUUCCUCGCCGCCCCAAUACCCCCACCCCCACCCCCGCCCCUGCAUCAACAGUAUCUGUUGCGGCUCCUGACCCACCUGUUACGGCCUAUCGUGAUGCUGAGGCAGAACGUCCUCUGGUUCAGCCUAGCCUAGCCGACAAUCCGCCCCCACUACCAUCCAUCCCGGAAUAUUCUCGGCCUGGAACGUCCUCAAGGAAUAAUGCCCCCGUUCCUUUUCCUCCUCCGGCAGCAGAUAGAACCUGGAGCUCUCAUCAGGUCUCGGACUCUCGCCAGACUUCAACCUCCAAUCAUGAUUAUUCGGUUGGCUGGCCUCACGCCCCACCGGGAAUAUCCAAUGUGAAUGGAUUGUUAUCACCUCCACCCCGCCUCGAAGAACCUCCACCAUCUACCCGUGACCGUUAUCGACACCAACAGAAUCCCAUGCCCGACCCUCAUAAUCAGACCAGCAACACCCGUACCUACCGUCAAAAUUCGACCAAUUUUGCCUCGCUAGACCAACGGGGUCAACGGGAGGCAAGUGAGACUAGCGGGGGCUGGCAGGACGACAGCCCAAAUCAACCAGCCACGUCCUCCAGCAAUUGUACAGGCUAUCUUCCAAUCCAACAGUUGCAAAAAUUACAUAACGGCAGGCUCACUCAUCACUUUGAGCACACUCUCCCUUUGGAAAAGAAUCAUGAGGAGGUUCCUGACACCUCUCAGGCGUACAUGGAUAUUAGAGGAGACUUGCUUAGGCAGGUGGGUACCUGGGUGAGCCAGAGCCAAUAUCCCGCAGGAGGGCAGCCCCCGACAUCAAGCAAUACACACCAUAACGCUUUCCACGGAAUCGAUUCUCAGACCCACGAGUUUAAUAGAAGUUUUGCCGGGCAAUUUCCUCCCGGUGACGCGGAUGCUCAGAUGAUAGACAUCCAAGUUUUCACGGAAGAGUCGGUCCGCCUUUGGAAUGAAAUCAAACAGUUAGCCGGAUAUAGUUUUCCGGACUAUAACCUUCGGUGA